This is a messenger RNA of Petromyzon marinus (sea lamprey), 3948 nucleotides long. Its product is annotated as bile acid receptor-like. The record is from RefSeq and is a predicted model, not a curated record. Gene Ontology annotation, biological process: negative regulation of inflammatory response; positive regulation of transcription by RNA polymerase II; bile acid signaling pathway. Gene Ontology annotation, cellular component: RNA polymerase II transcription regulator complex. Gene Ontology annotation, molecular function: zinc ion binding; RNA polymerase II cis-regulatory region sequence-specific DNA binding; nuclear receptor activity. NCBI's taxonomy places the organism in Eukaryota, Metazoa, Chordata, Hyperoartia, Petromyzontiformes, Petromyzontidae.
CAUCGGGUUUAGGUGAUUUUUGCAUUACUCUGUAUGUACUGACUUGAAAAACACGACUUUUAACAAAGCAAGCAUCAGGCAGCCAGGCCUUCGCAUCUGCGUGUCUGCACGCUCAUAAAACCGCAGCGCAGGUACCCAUUGGCUGAGUGAGCCAUUUCGUGCCACGCAAAGUGCCUCUGACGGCGGUGAAAAAUUCUCUUUUUUUUCUUUCACGGAAGCAACUUCACUGGCGACCUUUGGAAUACAGAAUAUAAAUCAAUACGGCAGCCUCCCCGUGGAACUCUGCGCUGGUUGCACUUGACACUGGGCGGCCACGGUUUUAAGACGGUGAAAAGCAAGCGGCGAGCGAUGGUUCCCGAGUUCUUCCUUCUUGCCGCGGAGAAUUUCGAAGGCACAUUCCGUCGAAUGACACCAACUUGCUCCGUGCCCGCAUGAGAGCCGCCGUGUCGGCGCAGAAUUGAAAAUGUCUGACGUUGGAGAGUCAUCCGAGGGGGCACGAUCAUCCUUCGAAAAUGCCUCUAUGUUCGACGUCAUAUCGGAGCACAUGGCGCUGUCGCUGCCCGAGCUGGAGCUGCAACUGCUCCAGGCCGGCACCUUCCCGGACGUGCACUACGACUACGGUGUCGUCCCCUGCCCGUACGCGCACGACUCGCUCGCCACCGGCGAGCAGCGUUCGCCGGGCAGCCCGCGCAGCGUCUACCACCGGACCCACAGCGCCCGGUGGCCAGCGGAGACGCCCGGCAGGAUCGGGGGCCCCAGCAGCAGCUGCAGCAGCAGCAGCGGCGGCAGCGUCGCGGCCAGCGGGGGAGGCAGCAGCACCAGCGGGAGCCCGCAGCCGCACCUCACCGAGAUGGAGGUCGCUUCGUCGAGCAGGCAGCAAAGCGCAGGUCGAACGCUCAAGGACGCCCAGGACCUGUGCCUGGUGUGUGGGGACCGGGCCUCGGGCUAUCACUACAAUGCCCUCACCUGCGAAGGCUGCAAAGGCUUCUUCCGUAGGAGCAUCACCAAGAAGGCGAGCUACGUGUGCAAGAACGGCGGGGCGUGCGAGAUGGACAUGUACAUGCGACGCAAGUGCCAGCAGUGCCGGCUCAGGAAGUGCCGGGAAGUCGGCAUGCUGGCAGAGUGUCUUCUUACGGACAUCCAGUGCCAAUCCAAGCGGAUGCGCAAGCAUCCCAAGCGAGCGAUGGCGAGGACAGGCCUCUCGGACGAUGUCUCGGCCACCGAUGGACCCCACAAUCUCGCGCCAGGUACUUCGGUCUGCAGGCAACCGACGGCGGAUCAGGAUGAGUGGGCGCUGACAGGCGAGCAGCAGAGACUCAUUGACGUGAUCGUGGGGGAACACCGCAAGUACAGAAUCCCGCACGACACCUUGCAGAAGUUCGUCCAGUUUCAAGAAUACUGGGAAGGAGGCGAUAAGGAGAAGCUGUGGGAAAUCGCCACCAUCCAAGUCCAGGUGCUGGUCGAGUUCACCAAAAACCUCCCAGGCUUCCAGACCCUGGAUCACGAGGACCAGAUCGCGCUGCUCAAGGGAUCGGCCAUCGAGGCAAUGAUCCUGCGCUCAGCCCAGGUUUACAACAGUCGGGCGACGGAUCCGCACGCCAUGCUCAUCAACGAGAAGAAGAUGCGCACACUGAAUAUUGCGGAAGAGUUCAUCGAGCCCAUGUUCAUCUUCUACCGCAGCAUGGGAGAUCUCAACGCGACGGAGACAGAGUACGCUUUGUUAACGGCGACCGCCAUUCUUUCAGCAGAUCGACCGUACGUGCGCGGCCACCACCUCGUCGAGUCACUGCAGGAGCCUCUGCUGGACAUCCUCUACAAGCUGUCCAAGCAGCAACACCGGCAGGACCCCCAGCACUUUGCCCGCCUCGUGGGCAAGCUCACCGAGCUGCGGACGCUCAACCACAAUCACUCGGAGGUGCUCAUGUCCUGGCGCCUGCAGGACCAGAAGCUGACUCCGCUGCUCUGCGAGAUCUGGGACAUCCAGUGACGCCAGCUGCUCAGGAUCCACUCAGUCGCUCGUUUGUAUCCCCCUCAUCUUCUUCAUCCGCCGAGUGUUUUUUUUUUCCCCUCUCCAGAAUUUCGUCUUCCGCAUUUGGCUUACAUGUAUAUUUAAUACGUUUUGUAUUGAAGUGUGACGAUGUGGGGUCGUCACGUGUGCACGGUGCGGCGUGAAUGUACGACUGCGAUUUUGGUGACACGCGCUAGACAGUGGACGCCAUGGUCGCUCUGCGUUAUUGAAGGCGCUCACGUUAUUUGAUACAAUGCUACUCUUAUAUGGUCACGGCAGCAAUAAUUCUUCAGACAUGCCGUUGAAUUAUUUACGACUCGGAAAUUAACUAUCCAAACAGAAUUUUAUUUUUACAAAGUUUGUUGUGGGUUAAAAAAAACAUUUUUCUUCCCCAUUACCUCGCAAAAUAUUUCAAAUCCCUUUCGAUUCAUUGAGGCAGAAUAUUGUACACAUUUUGUGAAAUAUAUUUGAUCGGUUCAGGCUGUAAUUGAACCAAUAGCUGGAUCGGGAGAAUCUCCAAGGGUCCCAUUGUCUUCCGUGUGUGGCAGCGCACACCGCACACUCAAUUAUUCUUCAUUUGCCCUGCUGUGGUCAAACUGUCACCUCACAGUGCCCCCCCCCCCCCCCCCUGCUGAAUUGUUUUGCUUACACACAGGAAAAAGAGCAAUAAAAUAGCGGUAUGUGGGACUGUCUUCUUUAAGUGUGAUGCAAUUUUUACCAAUUAUAUCUCACCCAUCCGAAUUGUACAGAAUACUGUAACAUGAAUUGGAUUUAUAUGCUUUAGGGCCUAAAUACGACGUCAUUCUCAAAGCACUAUAAGGAAAUAAUUGGCAUGUGUAUUUUUUGAUGGAAAGAUACAGUCGCAGUCAAGGGCAGAGGGCGGGGGGAUGGAAAUGAAGGUUUUGAGUCUGGACUUGAACAGGGCCAGGGAGUUCACAGCAGAGAUGUCGGGAGACAAACAUUUCCACACCAUGCGGGCAGCAAAAGAUAAUUAGCAACUGCCCACUGAUUGAAGGUUGAUAACCUCACGAAGAUGCCAGCCACACGACCCUCACCGUCGUUAUGGAGUUGGCCCAACAUUGUAGAUGCAUGAUUCUUCUGGAAAAAUAAAUAAAAGUAUCGCGGUUCAGUGAGGCUUUGCCGAGUAAACAACAUUAUUGCCCAUCAAUGCCCUAACAUUUGUUACUGCCGUGACCUACCAACCACAAACCGUUAUCAACCGUACGCAACUUUCACAGUGCGUCGAGCCUGGCACAGAUCCGGUGGGUUUCACAUCCACAUUCAAGCAAAUGGCAGUUGCUGCUGAUGUUUUUGUUCCUAUUUUAUAGCAUAUCGUUUAUAGAUGUAACAAAAAGUGGCGUUGAUAAUGUUACAAGUCAAAUGUAGGUGUUAUUUUGUUGUCAUAAUUAAAAUGGUACCUUAUGCUACCCUUGUUCGAUUGUAUAGCUUUCCAAUGUAGUUAAGGUUGCAUACACAUAUCUGGUGAACCAGUAAAAAUAUUAAUAUUAAAACAUUGCAUAUUUUGGCUUAUCCAUGUUUAUCUACUUUUUAAACUACUUAAACACCUACAUGAUUUUUAUUGGUGUGUUGUAAAUAUCAAAUACCUGAUUUCUAUCGUAAAAAAAUGGCCAAAACUGAUCGUUUUUGGAGAUAUGCCCCAUUGUUGCUGAAAGAGACAUUACAUUAGCACGUUUGGCAAUGUGUCUUGAUGAUCAUCUGUUAAGGUGACAAUCUGGUUCAAUCUGUAUAGCUAAGUCACGUCAGUAGGUAGGUUAAAAGAGAUGAGGGUGCGGCUCUGCCAUGACUAUACUCGCUGAUGCGGUUGCCGGGCAGGACUGCCUCCACACGAGGGAGCGCGAGAGAGUCCCUCUAGAGCAGCGAGAGAGUCCCUCUAGAGCAGCGAGAGAGUCCCUCUAGAGCAGCGAGAGAGUCCCUCUAGA